AAAUUUUAAAUCGCGGAAUGGACACUGACCAUGAUCAUUAUGACUCCAAUUUUAAUGAGGAAUUCUCACAUCAAGAAUUUCUACUGGAACACAAGAGGCAAUACAAAAGAGAACAGAGGAGAACUAGCAGAAAAAGGCCUCUUUCUAGAAGCAAAAGAGUCAGAGGUGAAUUAUGGGACCAUAGUAUUGAAGGGAAAUAUUAUGAUAAGAAAAGCGGAGGUAUGAUAUUAACUACAAGAAAGCCCUAUAAACCCAGUUUUGACAAUAGAGAUGUCUAUCAUGAUAAUACCCCAACUAAAAUGCAUACAUUACCAAAAAGGUGCUCUGGAGCUCUAGAUACUAACUGAACUUCAAUAAAUAUGAGCAAUCAAUGAAAUAGAGCAAUAGACUCAAAGUCAAAAGGUUUGAAACCCAGAAUUUCAGAAGAAAUCUCAGGUAUUGAAUGAGACCUAUCAAAUAUGCAGGAAGACUCUUGCUUUGAAGAAAGAAACCUUGAGCAGAUAGAUCCUAAUUUCUCAGAAGAUUGUCAAUUCAGAGAUAUCCCAACUCGCGUCUCAAAUGGAGCCAUUCACUUCCAUCCAAUAUAUAAGAAAGCUCCAAUUGUAGACCAGACUAAAGCCCUAGAUCAAAUAUUCGCUCAAGGAAUAGAUCUGAAUGACGAAUUCGCUCAGAUAAAUGCAGAAGAGAACCUUCAGAAGGAAAUCUAUAGAUUUCAUAAUGGCUCGAGAUCAUCAAAUUCACUAUCUAAUUUCAGUGACUCAGAAAAUGAGCAAAGGCAGUUUAUCAGACAAAACUUGGCAAAUAAUGAUUGAAGGACUCCCACUCCUAACAAGAAAAGAUCUGCCAAACGAAGAAGAAAGGAAGCUCAAGUAAGAAUGAGAGGUCUCAGCAUUUGCAGCUCGUGUGAAGACUGAAGUAGCCAAGGGUUUGGAACUCCUGAUUCUAAUCAAGAAGAUAUGUCAUUUGAUAAUGAUGAUGACAUAAUCCGGAAAGAGAUUAGAGAAGACAUAAACGGCUUCCUAAACGCUCCUAAACUAAAAAGAUGCAAGUUCAAUCCUACUCAGGUCAUCAAAAGACACGACAUCUACGACUUCAGUGACUCCUCCUCCAACACCCCUCUUUCCCCCACUCUAAACCCUGAAGAAAUCCUCAAAUCGAUAGCUGACACCAAAUUCGAGCCCAACCCCUGCGACAACGAAGAAGACAUGCCAUUGAUCCCAUCUACUAAGCACAAGACGCCUGAAAAGUCUUCGCGUCAAAAAUACCUUGACCAGAAGUAUGGGCGUCCCACUGGUCACCCGGUGCGCAACCUCAGCAAAGAUUUUUCAUCUCCUGGCUUCACGAAUAAGUCUGAGUCUCUUUUGAAAGCGCCCAAUAAGGGAUCCUCGGCCGUUGGUGAAAGUCUGGGCCAGAAGGGAAAUUUAGAGAGAGGAUUUGGGAUGGGAUAUUAUGGUACCAAUGAGCUCAGCUAUCUAAGCGACGCCAUAACAGAGACAGAAAGAUCAGAAGAAGACAGGUUCAACGACAUUUCAGACUCUGACUCUUCCUCCCAAAAUGCCCUCCCUCUCCACCUAAACGCCCAAACCUCAAUAACCGAGACUGAAAUAAUUGGAGUAGAAGAGAAGCUGAGAAGACUGAAUUUAGAAGACCAAUAGAAUAAAUGGGUUUA
Molecule: messenger RNA, 1669 nt
Organism: Moneuplotes crassus
Lineage: Eukaryota; Ciliophora; Spirotrichea; Euplotida; Euplotidae
Source: the annotation of a GenBank genome assembly